This is a messenger RNA of Heterostelium album PN500, 438 nucleotides long. RefSeq names its product NAD-dependent epimerase/dehydratase family protein. Lineage: Eukaryota; Evosea; Eumycetozoa; Acytosteliales; Acytosteliaceae. The transcript has 2 exons. The record is from RefSeq and is a predicted model, not a curated record. Bases 1 to 438 code for a protein of 145 amino acids.
AUGGAUUAUAAUAAUGAUCAUAAUAUAAUAUUUGUAACAGGUGGAAGUGGAUUCGUUGGUAGUAAUCUAAUUAAGCGGUUGGUCGAUAAUGGAUAUCCUAUGGUGAGGGCGAUGAGCAGAUCGAAUCAAUCUGACGAUACAAUAAGAAAAUGUGGUGGGCAACCUAUUAGAUGUUCACUCUCUGACGAUCGCUCAAUGAAAAACGCUAUUACAGGUUGUAAAACUGUGAUUCACUGUGCCGCUAAACUAGAAACCAACGCCAACACCAUAGAAGAGUUAUUUCAAGAUAAUGUAAAAGCAACUGAACAAUUAUACAAUACCGGCCUCAUCUACUCAUCCACAGAUUUCAUAGUUAGCGAUCAAAAAGCAAGAGAUACACUCUCCUACAGGAAUAUAAUAUCGUACAACGAAGGAAUGGAUGAAUUAUUAUUAGAAUAA